Clonostachys byssicola is the source of this 654-nucleotide messenger RNA. The record is from the annotation of a GenBank genome assembly. Lineage: Eukaryota; Fungi; Ascomycota; Sordariomycetes; Hypocreales; Bionectriaceae.
AUGUCGUCCCGGGAACGGAAUAGCAGGACGACGCCUAUCGAGAUUGCCAUGAGGUCCAAUCUCUGGGUUGCUGGGGCUGCUGGGGCUGCUGAGGCUGCUGUGGUUGCUGUGGUUGCUGAGGCUGCUGAGGCUGUUGAGGUUGCUGAGGCUGUUGAGGUUGCUGAGGCUGCUGAGGCUGCUGUGGCUGUUGAGGUUGUUGAGGUUGCUGAGGCUGUUGAGGUUGCUGAGGCUGCUGAGGCUGCUGUGGCUGUUGAGGUUGCUGAGGCUGCUGUGGUUGCUGAGGCUGCUGUGGUUGCUGAGGCUGCUGAGGUUGUUGAGGUUGCUGAGGCUGCUGGGGUUGCUGUGGCUGUUGAGGCUGUUGAGGCUGCUGGGGCUGCUGGGGCUGCUGCGGGAGCUGCGGGAGCUGCGGGCAAGGCUGCUGAGGUUGAGGUUGAGGCUGGGGUACAGGAACAGGAACCGGGCAAGGAGGCUGAGGGCAAGGAACUGGAGGAGGGGGAGAGGGCUUGGGCUGCUGAGGCUGAGGACAAGGCUGCUGAGGUUGAGGGCAAGGCUGCUGAGGUUGGGGUUGAGGUUGAGGCUGAGGCUGAGGCUGGGGUACAGGAACGGGAGCCGGGCAAGGAGCCGGAGGCUUGGGGCAAGGAAUUGGAGGAGUGA